Osmerus eperlanus (European smelt) is the source of this 5258-nucleotide messenger RNA. RefSeq names its product solute carrier family 2 member 1b (gene slc2a1b). The transcript has 10 exons. The record is from RefSeq and is a predicted model, not a curated record. Gene Ontology annotation, biological process: dehydroascorbic acid transport; response to insulin. NCBI's taxonomy places the organism in Eukaryota, Metazoa, Chordata, Actinopteri, Osmeriformes, Osmeridae. The coding region runs from base 305 to 1780 and encodes 491 amino acids. Gene Ontology annotation, cellular component: basolateral plasma membrane; plasma membrane; apical plasma membrane. Gene Ontology annotation, molecular function: D-glucose transmembrane transporter activity.
AUCGCAAUUUUCAGACUUGACAGUCGACUCGUGUCUUAUUUCUUCGAAGACAUCACUCCAAGCCCGAGUUCACCGGCGAGUUUCAUUGGGAUAACCUGCGAACAGCCUGGAAAAAGGGGAGACAUUCUGAGUGUCCCACAAGAAACGGUUCCGGUAGUCAAUAUUGAAAGAAGCUGUCAUUUUUUUCAACGGAAAGACUUAGACAAUGACAGCUGCCGUCUGAUUUUCUCCGUGAAGUUUAUAGAAAGACAAUUUCCUUCCAACAUUUCAAGAUUACAAGAAAGUUAAACGAUAAUCCUCUGCGAUGGAUUCAAGCGAGAAGAAAGUGACCUUCCCGCUGAUGCUGGCUGUGGGAGCUGCUGUGAUUGGCUCGCUGCAGUUCGGCUACAACACCGGUGUCAUCAAUGCCCCUCAGAAGAUCAUCGAGCAGUUCCUGAACGAGACGUGGUUCGAGCGCUACCAGGAGCCCAUCUCCAAGACCUCCCUCACCACCCUCUGGUCCGUGUCGGUCGCCAUCUUCUCCGUCGGAGGAAUCUUUGGCUCCUUCUCUGUCGGACUGUUCGUCAACCGCUUCGGAAGGAAGAGGUCCAUGCUGAUGGCUAAUUCGCUGGCCUUCAUCUCGGCGACCCUCAUGGGUUUCUCCAAGCUGGGCGGCUCGUGGGAGAUGCUGAUCCUGGGCCGCUUUGUAGUGGGGCUGUACUCUGGCUUAUCCACGGGGUUCGUGCCCAUGUACGUGGGGGAGGUGGCCCCCACUGCCCUGAGGGGGGCCCUGGGCACUCUGCACCAGCUGGGCAUCGUGGUGGGGAUCCUCAUGGCACAGGUGUUUGGUAUGGAGGCCCUGCUGGGGAACGCGGCCCUGUGGCCCUUCCUGCUGGGCUUCACCUUCCUGCCUGCGGUGCUGCAGUGCAUCCUGCUGCCCUUCUGCCCAGAGAGCCCCCGCUACCUGCUCAUCAACAAGAACGAGGAGAGCAAGGCCAAGACCGCUCUGAAGAAGCUGAGAGGGACGUCUGACGUUGGCGCGGCGAUGCAGGAGAUGAAGGAGGAGAGCCGUCAGAUGAUGAGGGAGAAGAAGGUGACCAUCCCGGAGCUGUUCCGCUCCCCUCUGUACCGCCAGCCCAUCCUCAUCGCCAUCAUGCUGCAGCUCUCCCAGCAGCUGUCCGGCAUCAACGCUGUGUUCUAUUACUCCACCAGCAUCUUUGAGAAAGCGGGCGUGGCCCAGCCGGUCUACGCCACCAUCGGCGCCGGCGUGGUCAACACGGCCUUCACAGUGGUCUCGCUGUUUGUGGUGGAGCGGGCAGGGCGCAGGUCGCUCCACCUGCUGGGGCUGAUGGGGAUGGCCGGCUCUGCUGUCCUCAUGACCAUCGCUCUGGCUCUGCUGGACCAGCUGCCCUGGAUGUCGUACAUCAGCAUCGUUGCGAUCUUCGGCUUUGUGGCGUUCUUCGAGAUCGGCCCCGGGCCCAUCCCCUGGUUCAUCGUGGCUGAGCUGUUCUCCCAGGGGCCGCGGCCCUCGGCCUUCGCUGUGGCCGGCUUCUCCAACUGGACCGCCAACUUCAUAGUGGGCAUGUGCUUCCAGUAUGUGCUGGAUCUGUGUGGCCCCUACGUGUUCGUCAUCUUCACAGUGCUCCUGCUAUGCUUCUUCGUCUUCACCUACUUCAAGGUCCCAGAGACCAAGGGCCGCACCUUCGACCAGAUCUCCUCCGGCUUCCGCCAGUCGGCCGGCGGCGGGGAAAAACACUCCCCCGAUGAGCUCAACAGCCUUGGGGCCGACUCCCCGCUCUGAGCCUCCCCCCUCCGCUAUCUCCCCCCAUCACCUCUCCCCCUCCGCCUCAAGGAGAGCCGGGGGAGGGGUAAGAGAGGCCCUCCUCUCUACUGACUGAUGUAACUACUGACGCUUUUAUGUCCUCUACACCUGAUGCCCCCCAGCCCCCCUCCCUCCUGACGCCCCCACAGCACAGAUGAAGUGUGCACUAGGACCUGGCAGACCAGGGGGGAGUGGUGGUUCAGGGGGGAGGAGCCUAGAGCAGCUGGGGUACACAUGGUUCUUUUUUCAAAGAAAACAAGAUAUUAACCAAGAUUGAUUGAUUGUUUUUUGGAGGGGUCAGCAACCAUUUUUUUCAUGGAAAUGCUUGAUGUUCCUUCCCCCUUCCUGUGUUACUGUGUCUGUUUAGUCUGCAGCGUCUGCUGCCGAGAAUGAAGUUCAGCAGGGUUCUCUGUGUCCUGCUCUGAGAGGACCAAGACUGUCUCUCCUCAACACCAUCUCUGGUUGCCCUGAAUCAUGCCGUACACCGUGUCAUCUGACGCUUGUGUCAUGUGACGCUUGUGUCAUGUGACGCUUGUGUCAUGUGACGCUCGAGUCAUGUAACGUUCGUGUCAUGUGACGGUCAGUUAAAGAGAAAACGCAACAUAGUCCUUCCUGAGGUAAACAUGAUCAAGUACUUCCUGAGGUAAACAUGAUCAAGUCCUUCCUGAGGUAAACAUGAUCAAGUACUUCCUGAGGUAAACAUGAUCAAGUACUUCCUGAGGUAAACAUGAUCAAGUACUUCCUGAGGUAAACAUGAUCAAGUACUUCCUGAGGUAAACAUGAUCAAGUACUUCCUGAGGUAAACAUGAUCAAGUACUUCCUGAGGUAAACAUGAUCAAGUCCUUCCUGAGGUAAACAUGAUCAAGUACUUCCUGGGGUAAACAUGAUCAAGUCCUUCCUGAGGUAAACAUGAUCGAAAGAUGGCCAUAACAUCAGGAGGAAUUAGAUUUGAUAGUGGCGAACAUUCUAACAUGUCACGCUGUUGUUAGCUAGCUAGUGAAAGAAUAGGUGUGUUCGACUUCAUGCAGCGCCGAGGCUAAGUCACUGUGACGUAGCCAUCAAAGUACCGUGAGAUCGAUUCGAGAACUGCCGGCUGUGUAGUCGAGUGCAUUUUCUGGAGAGCAACUGCACGGGGUCUAAUGACGACACCGAAAAAAUAACGUUUAGUUGAGUUUUGAUUGUAUCUGUUUUUAAUUCCUCCCCGACUGCAAGCGGCAACUCUCGCCGGUCGUUUCAUGCAGCCGCAGACGAUGUCGAACACACCUGUUCUUAGCUCUGUGCUGCUUACGUAUGCACUCAUCAUAUUUGGUUUUACAAAAAGAAAAAAGAAUGAAUAAUGUUACAAAAACAAAAGCUGUUGUUGGAAAUGUUUUGGCAUAUUCUGUUAAAUAGGGCCAGGGAUGUGAUCUAAAAGAGUUGAAAAUACAUUUUAUAUUUCAGCUCAACAUUAACGUCAGACUGACAUAUAUAUGUAAAAUCUGAAUCAGAUUCACAAAGCCAGCAUGUAUUAUUGGCAAAAGUGUCUAAAAUUCUAUGACUCCUGAAAGGGUUUCCUGACCAGCGAUCAACCAGGAAGCAGUAUGAGAUGUUACCAGGCAUGUGCUUCACAUGUCUCCCUGUAUGAAGCUCACAUCACAUGUUAGUAAGAGGCCGUCAUGGUCCUGUUCCCACGGUUACAGGUCGCAUCAAACAGGGACCAAAAUGACUCUCUGCCUUAACAGAGCCUUCCUCUGUUUUAUUCCUCCUGAAAGUGCUUCCUCCACCCUCUAGGGGUCAGCGUUCCUCUGCCCCCAGCCCCGGCCUGCCUUGCCUUGUGGGGUUUGUACUGUAAAGGCCAGUUCACAUGGCUCCAUCAACGUCCAACAAACACCAAACAUUAUACUGCUGGCUUUAGAAUGUUUGGAAACAUAACUGUCAUUUUCACACUGCCCUAACAAACACCAAUAGGGGUAUCACACCAAUACAACCCACACCUGCUGGCUGUUGGUGUUUGUUUGUUAGUGUUUGUUUCAGCUGUGUCAACUGGCCUUAACACCCCAGAGCCUUCUUUGAAUUCUCGACAACAUUCUCUUUGUUGGAAGAUGUCACUUCUAAUCUCAGAGUUGCCUUACAACAGUCACAUUUCAAGACUUGACUCAAACAUGGCCGAAGUAUUUCUCAGUGACCUGGCCAGUCAGAGCUUGUGUGCGGCUGCUCUGGUCGUCUUCACAGAGGGUAAACACAACUGCUGCCUGCACCAACUCUGUCCUCAUGCCCUAGUUACUGUCUGACUGCUCUGUCCUCAUGCACUAGUUACUGUAUGACUGCUGUGUCUUCCGCUUUGACAAACCACCUCUUCUUUGAGACACGUUUUUUUUACUUGUUGAGUUGAAAAAAAGAAUUUUGCUGCACUUUAUCCUUAACAAGGCUGGUUGUUACAUCUCUGAAGAUCCUGUGGCAUGUGGACAGGGCCUCUUAGCUGUAUCACCCAGUAGUUACAGAGACACUGAUGACAGCUACCGCAAUAACACACCCUGUCUGACGCCGCUGGGCCCACAUGCACAGCCAGGAACACACCUGAGGGAACUGGAGGGUUAGGGUACACAGCCCAGUGCAAUCUAAACUGUUCCAUGACACAUUGUGUGUGAUGGCUCUGUUCACAUGCCUGUCCAUGAUUGUGUGUGUGCACGAGUGUGUAUGUGCAUGUUUUUCUGUGUGUGCGAGGGAUGUGUGUGUGACUGAUGUGUGUUCACACGGCUGUGUGUGUGUGAGACCGAUGUGUUCGCGCAGUGGACUGUGGACUCUGUAUGGAAAGCACUGCAUCCUGGUCCCUUGUUCGUUCAGGAUGACCAGUGAGUUACUGUCCAACAUCCACAUGAGAAGAUGUGACUCUGAGAUGGACAGCAGGGGGACGUUCUUACAGACAGAGAUACGUGACAACGUGUCUGGUGUUAAUGUCAUCACACUCAUCACUGUUUAGAAAUCACUGUUCGCCUUUGAACACGAGAAACAUAUCAACGCACACCAUCACCUGAUCUACUGUUAAUAUUAGAUGAUAGCGGACCGAAAUGUAUAAACUACUUUGUAGAGAUGAAUAUUACUAGUAUUUUAUGUUCUAUGUCUAUUACAGAUAUAGUAAACCAGCCUACCUACUUUUUUCUCCGAUUUCUUUUGCUAUCUGGAGAUAUAUAUUGAAAAUAAAAUUUUAAAAACUAACACAAUCUUACUUCAGCGUGGCAUCGGACUGUUGAAGGAUAACUUUUGUAUUUAUUAGAUUAUUAUUAACUGUAAAUUAUUAGUUGUUUUUAUUUUUCCUCCAAAUUUAGUACAAGUGUGCAUGUAACUCGUGGAAGCGCCUUUCCACCAGGGAGAGAAUUCAUGCGCGAAGUCUGAAAGUGCCGUUGUUUUGUUUUUCCUUUUUUUCUAUGCUCACACGUGUUUGAUCAGAUGUGUAAAUCAAUAAAAAAAUUCAGGCACA